AUUGUUUCUUUUUCAUUUCAACACACUGUAAAAGUUGAAAUAGUUUAGCACGAUAGGUCUUGUCAGUUCAGUUGUUGUUGAUUUGUGAAAGCGCCAAUGAUUUGUUCGCACUUCCGACCUUGUCUUACAAGACGGCUCUACAUAAUGCACUUCAUACCAGCACAAACUCGUGUCUGCUCAGAUAUUUAGCUAGCUAGCGGUCUGUCUCAUCAGUCAAAAAUGCAUGUACUGCUUCUGAAAGAACCAAGAGAGGGAGGCUCUGGAUCUGAUCCUUACAUCAAGGAGCUGGCGUCACAUGGACACAAGGCAACCUUAAUUCCUGUUUUGUCUUUUAAAUUUGUGUCUUUAAACGUCUUGUCAGACAAGCUUUUUAGACCGGAUAAACAUGGUGGACUCAUUUUCACAAGUCCAAGAGCGGUGGAGGCUGUCAAAAUGUGUCUAGAAGAACAUGGCCAGAUGGAAGAAUGGAACAGUAACAUGAGAGACAAAUGGAAUGCCAAGUCCGUAUAUGUUGUUGGGAAGGCUACAGCAGCCUUAGUGGAAAAUCUGGGUCUUAUUCCCCUGGGAGAGGAUACCGGGACUGCAGAUGUUCUGUCAAGGCUCAUUAUUGAAAGAGAGGACACCAGUAUCUUACCGCUUUUCUUCCCCUGUGGUUCCAUUAAAAGAGAGGUUUUGCCUACAGCUCUAAAAAAAAAUGGAGUGCCUCUGGAAACACUUACGGUCUACCAGACAGUUCAACAUCCAGACUUGGAGAAGAACUUGAAGAACCAUUUCACAGAGCAGGGUGUUCCAGCCAGCGUAGCUUUCUUCAGUCCAUCGGGAGUCAAGUUCUGCCUGGAAACUGUGAGAAGACUGUCAGGUGAAAGAUUGAACCAGAUAAAAUUUGCAGCUAUCGGGCCCACAACAGCGGAUGCCAUGAUCGAAGCGGGAUUGUCAGUCAGCUGCUCAGCAGAGAAACCAACAGCUGAACACUUAGCCACAGGGAUAGCAAAGGCUUUGCAGUGAGCCGGACGCACUGACAUAAACAGACAUUAUGGAUUUCCGUCCAAACUGAAAACCUGAUCCAUCCCUAUCACUUUCUCAUUCAGCUUGGUGUUAUUGCUUUAGGGAUUGCUCAUGAAAUAAUCUUCUGUUUGUAGCUUUUUUUCGUUUGUUUAUAUGGUCCCUGUUAUCUUGUGUUUAUUUAAAUAUUGAAAUGUGUUGUUAUUCAGCACAGAGAAAUAUAAUGCUCUGUGUUAAAACUAAAUGUAUCAGAUCAUGCACUUAUGAACUUGUGAAUAUACUAAGCGGAUAUGGAGUAAAAUGGAAGCAUGUAAAUAAUAUAAAUGCAUCAAUAAAUGUAGUUACACAUUGCAUCAUUUAAGAUAAUACAGCACGAUUAUUUUAAAUAAAUGAUGAAUAGUUGAGUUAAUGGCUCAGACA
Messenger RNA from Esox lucius (northern pike), 1422 nucleotides. It is a transcript of the gene uros, whose product is annotated as uroporphyrinogen III synthase. The transcript is spliced from 9 exons. Gene Ontology annotation, biological process: uroporphyrinogen III biosynthetic process. Gene Ontology annotation, molecular function: uroporphyrinogen-III synthase activity. The record is from RefSeq and is a predicted model, not a curated record. The coding region runs from base 220 to 1005 and encodes 261 amino acids. NCBI's taxonomy places the organism in Eukaryota, Metazoa, Chordata, Actinopteri, Esociformes, Esocidae.